Messenger RNA from Poecile atricapillus (Black-capped chickadee), 645 nucleotides. RefSeq lists its product as uncharacterized. The transcript is spliced from 2 exons. The record is from RefSeq and is a predicted model, not a curated record. The coding region runs from base 1 to 645 and encodes 214 amino acids. Lineage: Eukaryota; Metazoa; Chordata; Aves; Passeriformes; Paridae.
AUGUCCCAGUGGGAAGAAGAUGAGGAUGAAGAGCUCUCCCAUUGGGAAGAAGAUGAUGAUGAAGAGAUGCCAAGGAUGGCCCUGCUUGGUGGAAUGGAGAGAGGUCCAAGCUCAUCACGUGAACUGCCAGGAAUGGAGGAAAUGUCGUGUCAUCAGAAGGUGCUGGAAUGGCUGGACGCCAACUUCCCCAAUGAUUAUGGAGUUGAGGAGGAGGAGGAGGAAGAGUACGAAUAUGAUGGAUAUGAAUUUCUGUCCUCCCAAGUGUGGAAUCAGUGGAAGGAGCAGGCGGAGGCCCGGUUGGAAGAGGUGUUGUACUCCAUGUCAUUCCUCGGUGUCACAGUCGGUGACCUUGUGCUUUCUAAAAGGAAGCGCUGCAGAGACCAAAAGAUGUCCCGAGGGGAAGAUGGCAGCCAGGCCAAGCAAAGGAGACUCCUGCAAUGGGCAAAGGAAUUGUUCUUGGUGGAGCUGCCCUGCGAGGCUCCAGCCCACAGGAGAGGCCUGGGGGACAUCAGGUGUGGUCCCAGCUGCAGGUUGGCACUUGAAAGCAGUGCCAGGAGUGGGAAAGUUGGAGAGAAAACAGAUUAUCCAGAGCCACACUUGAUCUGUCUCCUCUCCCUCAGCGCACUUGGAGGUGGUUCUGGAUAA